Messenger RNA from Solanum pennellii, 1332 nucleotides. RefSeq names its product salicylate carboxymethyltransferase. Bases 112 to 1224 code for a protein of 370 amino acids. The record is from RefSeq and is a predicted model, not a curated record. Lineage: Eukaryota; Viridiplantae; Streptophyta; Magnoliopsida; Solanales; Solanaceae. Gene Ontology annotation, biological process: methylation. Gene Ontology annotation, molecular function: S-adenosylmethionine-dependent methyltransferase activity. The transcript is spliced from 4 exons.
UGACACCAAAAUAAAAGAAAACCCCUUUAUUCUCCUUUAAAAGGAGAUGGAAAACACACAAUUGAGUGUAAAGCUUGAAGAAAUUAAACUGUCAUACUCAUCAUCACUACCAUGGAUGUUGAGAAAGUCUUCCACAUGACAGGAGGAGUUGGAGAAACUAGCUAUUCCAGAAAUUCUUCACUUCAGAAGAAGGCAUCUGAAAUGGUGAAGCAUAUAACUCUAGAGACAGUGGAAGAAGUAUAUGUAGCAACAAAGCCUAAAAGCAUAGGCAUAGCUGACUUAGGUUGUUCCUCAGGACCUAAUACUUUGUCAAACAUUAAAGACAUCCUGGAUAAAAUCGAAGGUAUCAGCCACAAUAAGCUGAAGCAAUCAGCACCGGAGUUUCGAGUAUUUCUAAACGACCUUCCAACAAACGAUUUCAACGCAAUAUUCCAGGCCUUACCUGAAUUUCAUCAAUGGUUAAAGCAGAAAGAUGGAAGUGAUGAUGAUGAAAAUAGAGUAACUAAUUCAUCAAAUAUAUAUGUAGCUGCUUAUCCAGGCUCAUUUUAUGGAAGACUUUUUCCAGAUCAUUGCUUGCACUUUAUCUAUUCCUCUUAUAGUUUGCACUGGCUUUCUAAGGUUCCACGAGGACUGUACGAUGAACAGGGGAAUUCCUUGAACAAAAAUAGCAUAUACAUAUCUGAAAAUAGUCCUUGUGAGGUUUCGAAAGUUUACUUUGAUCAGUUUAAGGAAGACUUCUCAUUGUUUCUUCAAUCACGGUCGGAUGAGCUGGUUAGUAGAGGAAAGAUGGUGCUAAUUUUAUUAGGAAGAGAAGGUUUUCAUCAUGUUGACAGAGGAAAUGCUUUCUUCUGGAAAAUCCUCUAUCAAGCAUUAACAAAUUUAAUUAGCAAGGGUGAAGUGGAAAAGGAAAAGCUUGAUUCUUACGAAGUACACUUUUAUGCACCUUGCAAGGAAGAAAUAGAAAAGGUAGCAAGAGAAAACGGGUUUUUUGAAGUGGAGAGGCUUGAAAUGUUUGAAAUAGAGAAAUCAAUUGGAAAAGGCAUGAGCUAUGGGACAAUGGUGGCUAUGACAGUUAGAUCAAUCCAAGAAUCAAUGCUGGCUCACCAUUUUGGAGAAGCAAUUAUAGAAGGGUUGUUUAAAGAAUAUGGUAGAUUGGUGGAUGAAGAAAUGGAGAAAGAGGAAAUUAGGCCUAUCACUUUCCUUCUCGUUCUUCGAAAACCAUAGUAAAAUCCGUGUAUAUAAUAUCUAAAUUGUUGUGAUAAUUGUUUAAUUUGUACAUCUAGCUACUAUAUCUCUGCAAUUAAUUGAUGAUUUGAUUUACCCUCCAGUCAA